Messenger RNA from Drosophila bipectinata, 2818 nucleotides. The record is from RefSeq and is a predicted model, not a curated record. NCBI's taxonomy places the organism in Eukaryota, Metazoa, Arthropoda, Insecta, Diptera, Drosophilidae.
AAAAAAUCAUUCACAAUAUUCUUUUCUUUCGUUUCUUCGUAAAUGUUUGACUUUUUCUGAGUUGGUUAAAGAAAAACCUAACAAAACAUGGCAGCAGUUGCGGGUUUAAAGGAAGGAACCGCAGAGGAUCCCACUGCUGAGGUUAUAGUUAUUCCAGACCGCGAAGAUGACAUCUGCGAACUGGAGCACUUGCGUAAGCUCUUCAUCGGCGGCCUGGCUCCCUACACCACAGAGGAGGGCCUGAAGGUGUUCUACGGCCAGUGGGGCAAAGUCGUCGAUGUUGUGGUGAUGCGCGAUGCAACCACCAAACGCUCCCGGGGCUUCGGCUUCAUCACCUACACAAAGUCCCUCAUGGUAGACAAGGCACAGGAGAACCGCCCCCAUGUCAUCGACGGCAAAACUGUGGAGGCAAAGCGGGCUUUGCCGCGCCCAGAACGUGAGUCACGCGAGACCAACAUAUCAGUGAAGAAACUAUUUGUGGGCGGUCUGAAAGACAACCACGAUGAGGAUUGCUUGCGGGAGUACUUCAUGCAGUUUGGUAAUGUGGUCUCCGUCAAGCUGCUCACCGACAAGACCACCGGCAAACGUCGUGGAUUCGCCUUUAUCGAGUUUGACGACUACGAUGCAGUAGACAAAGCCAUACUCCAAAAACAGCAUUCUAUCAAAUAUGUACAUGUGGACGUUAAAAAGUCAAUUUACAACCUGGAAAAGAAAGGAGAGAAACAUCAGCCUGGAGCUCCACCAAACGGCACAAAGCCUCCAAUGAAUCAGUACCAACACCCGCCUCCGCCGCCUCAAAACGGAAAUAUGCCGCCUGCCGGCUAUCGUCCACCUGGACCGCCCCCUCCUUCGCCAAUGGCACCGUACCAGCAGCAACCCCCUCCACCUCCGAUGAAUGCUCCUCCGCCGAACUACAACUACUGGGGACCACCUCCGCCGCCAAUGCAGUCUUAUUACCAACAGCCCCCUCCACCGCAAAUGAACGCCUGGGGUGGUUAUCCACCGGCCCAGCCUCAAUGGCACCCCGGGCAGUGGGGAUGCCCGCCACCGGUGCAACAGGCUCCACCGCCAGCCGCAGCACCUCCGCCGAUGGACCACCACCGCAACGGACCCCCGCCGCCGGCGCCUGGAAACUGGAACAUGCCGCCGAAUGCGCCGCCACCGAUCCCGGGGGCACCACCGCCGCAGCCUGCACCGCCGCACCAGCAACCACCGCCGCCUAACUUCGGCACCGGUUACCAGCAAAACUACGGAGGCGGCCCGACCAAGCACAACAUGGGAGCAAAUCGCAUGAAUCCCUAUGCUGCAACGCCACCCAAUCCCUAUCGUAAGUUUAGGAUUGUGUUUAGGCUUUGAAGUUUCUUAUUCGAUUUGGAAUAUUUUAGAUAACCCUCAACCUCCAGCACCACCCUACGCUCCGUACAAUGUAGCUGCUCCGCCUCCGAACGGAACUAGUCACAAGCCUAUCGCCAAUGGAUCCGUGCCCACCGGAGGCAGUAGCAAGUACCGCCGGUAGAUUUGGUGAGUAACAGCCGCUAGUCAGAGCACAACCCGUCCCCGCCAUUAGUCGUUCGUUUUAAUGUGGCAUAUAAGAUAUAAGAUAAUCCCAAAAUACGUCUUGCCACUCUCCCAUGAAUUGAAAGAAUCGCACUACGUCUAAAGACCCCCCUAUUGUAUUGUAUUUACUAAUAUGUACAAUUUUCUCUGAUUUAGAUGCCUCACAAUUCAAGAUACUGUUAAAUAAGCUUGUUGAUAAGAUAGGCUCCACUCGCUUAGAGUUACUAUCAGGACAUUUUCGCAUUGUCUCUCUCUCUUUGUAUCAUAGGCAUGAAACUAGAGAUUUAAUUAAGAUAUACCAUGGAUUUAACUACAAUUGACCUAAGCUAAGCCGAAGACUAUAUGCAUUAAUAUUUAAAACAAAAAAAAAGUAUUCGAAUUACCUAGCUGCAAGUUAGCUAUUUCAACGUUUGUCUUAUUUUUGACUAUUUCUGUAUCCUUACGAAUCGUAGAAUAAACCCAAAUACGAUAUGAAUAUAACCUAGGCUCUCUAACCCAAUCCAAGUCUCUUUGUUAUUAAAUCUAAAAAUGCAAAAGAAAUUAAAUUAAGAAUUAAUGGUGAACUAUACAAGUACUACGUGAGCUUAGUGUCGAAAAUAUGUCUCUUACUAACAAAACCCAUUAAACCUGAAAAUUCGUCCAAAAACAAGACAAAUAUAAAUUUCAAUAAAAGACAUGGAAGCUGUUUGGACCGGAUAUCAAAUCUUAGAAAAGCGACACGGAUAUCCAAAACUAUUGUCAAUUGUACAAGGAUCAAGAGGGAUACCUACAAUAUACAAGAAUCUGCAAUGCGAUGUACUAUUUUGUAAAGUUGUAAAAGGUUUCUACUGUGGCCCUGAUGCCACAAUGCUUGUUUCAAAAUAUUCUUAAUCUUUGGUUUUUAGUUCUUUGAAGAACAGCAAUUGCUUAUUUUUAUAUGUGAAACAUGUAACUAUGAGAAGGAAUAUCACUAAGAAACUAUAUAUGUAUAUUUUAAUAUUGUUUUCACGCUACGAAUGCAAAACUUCAAAUUAAGUUUAGAUCUACUGUUUACCUACAUAGAUGUACAAUUAAUUUUCUCUUUUAAAUAAGAUUAGGUUCUACAUAAUAGCACAUGCCGAUGGCUUUAAUUGAAUUAUGAACUAAAACAGAGGCUCAGGUCACUAUUUGCCAGCUUUAUUUAGAGCUUCUUCAAAAUUAUUUGACUUCAAACUCUAUUCACUUAACCAAACUAUAUGACAAAGCGUAUUUAUUUAAAAUAAAUGAAAUUUUCAAAAAUAAA